This is a messenger RNA of Trypanosoma cruzi, 867 nucleotides long. Its product is annotated as glycerolphosphate mutase, putative. Lineage: Eukaryota; Euglenozoa; Kinetoplastea; Trypanosomatida; Trypanosomatidae. Gene Ontology annotation, molecular function: phosphatase activity. Bases 1 to 867 code for a protein of 288 amino acids. The transcript has a single exon. The record is from RefSeq and is a predicted model, not a curated record.
AUGCGUAGGCAGACGCGACUCUUUUCUCGCUUAGCAGUUGAGAUACCCAACAGUCACUGGCUUCCCCGUCGACUUCUCCUCGUUAGGCAUGGUGAGUCUGAGGCGAAUGUAGACCGCAGCCAGUACAGCAGAAUACCUGACUGGAAGAUCCCGCUGACCGAACGGGGUCGCGCGCAGGCGUUAGACUGCGGUCGUCGACUUCGUAAUAUCAUCAAGAAUGAGAAACUUUAUAUUUAUUACUCACCGUACGUGCGUACACAGCAGACUCUGGCGGAGGUGCGGAAGAGUUUAGAGGAGUCACAGGUGCAGGGUGAGCGCGAGGACGAGAGGCUGCGCGAGCAGGAGAUUGGCAACUUUCAGCCCUUGGACAAAAUGGACCGAACGUGGAACGAGCGCAGCAAUUUUGGCCGUUCGUACUACCGAUUCCCUGACGGUGAGAGUAGCGUCGAUGUCGGGGAUCGCGUAUCGACCUUCUUUGAUUCUCUCUUCCGCGAGCGUCUGGAACUCUACUCGCUUUCCGCGGGAGACCCUGAGGACGAGGAUGGACCACUCAACGUGCCGGGGGAGGAUGACCAAAAUGUUCUGAUCAUUUCGCACGGGCUUCUUAUUCGUCUCUUCAUUGCCCGUUGGUUCCGCGUGCCGUUGGAGGCAUUUGAAACAAUGCGUAAUCCUCCAAAUUGUUCCAUUGUGGUGCUGGAGCGCCAAGAAUCGGCUCGUAUGGUUAUGACGGACAUCAGCAAAAAGCUCUUUGGAAGCGAUCCGCUGCUGGAAAUGAUGAAAUUUGAUGGGAAGGACAGCACCAAGCGGUACCGCCAUAUGUUUUUUUCGGAUCACUCGGGCUCAUUCACUCCCGCGGAGGGUGUGUGA